GGGCUCGUUGUCUCCAAAACGCCGCACAAACACCCACGUGCCUACGCCGCCGCCGCCACGCCCGCCUCGCCAAGGUGCGCCGCCUCGCUCCUUCGUCUCCCGUCCCGUCGGGGCCACAGCAGCCACCCGCAAAGCCUGACCGGAGGCCCUCUCGGAGACGGAGAUUGGCAGCUGGCGCCCACAGAAAGGAUGGCGGAGAGACUGGAGAAGGUGCCCAUUGCUUUGGCCGGGCCGGAGGACGUGGAGCAAUCCCCGAUGCCCCCAACUUAUUCCUCUGUGAUGGCAAAGCCCUCUAGCACAGGGAGGCUGCUCAGGAUUGGGGCCAUGGUGCUCAUCGGUGGAGCCAUCCUUCUCCUCUUUGGAAGCGUUGGAGCCUUUUACUGUUGGAAGGUGAAUGACAAAGAGGUUUACAAUGUUCACUACACAAUGAGUAUAAACGGGAAGGUACAAGAGGGGACAAUGGAAAUAGAUGCUGGGAACAACCUGGAGACCUUUAAAACUGGAAGUGGUGGGGAAGAGGCUAUUGAAGUUCAUGAUUUUCAGAUUGGCAUAAGUGGAAUCCGUUUUGCAGGAGGAGAGAAAUGCUACAUUAAAGCCCAAGCGAAAACUCGCAUCCCUGAAGCCAAUGCAAUGACAAAAGAGAGCCUCUCUUUUGAUCUGGAAGAUGAAAUUAUGCCAGCUAAAUUUGAUGAAAAUUCUCUUGUGUGGGUUUCUGCAGACCAGCCUAUAAAGAACAAUAAUUUCCUGAGUCCCAAAAUUUUAGAGCUCUGUGGAGAUCUGCAGAUAUUCUGGCUUCGGCCGUCCUAUCCUGAAGUUGGGCAAAGAAGAAAGAGAGGCGCUACUAGGAAAGCACGCCAGAGUCAGUCAAACUUUGAUCUGGACCAGUUUGCUGCUGCUGCUGAAGAGGUAAAUACUAGGCCUCGCACCAACCAACGGGCUCAGGAGCGUCAACGUCUGUCUAAUGUUACCCGGCUUUCUGGGCAAGACAUCAGGCCAACCUUCAAUCCAGAUAAUCCUUACCAUCAGCUAGAAGGGGGUGAAGUUAUGACCUUUGACCCACGGCUAGAUCAUGAGGGAGUCUGCUGUAUCGAAUGCAGGAGGAGCUACACACAUUGCCAGCGGAUCUGUGAACCUCUCCUGGGCUACUACCCGUGGCCUUACAAUUACCAAGGCUGCUGGUCGGCUUGUCGACUUAUAAUGCCUUGCAGCUGGUGGGUGGCCCGCAUCUUGGGCAUUGUUUGAAGUAGAGGGCAGCGUGUGAAGCAGUCCUGGACAACCAAACAGAAGUGGGAUAUACCUCCAAAGUCCCUGACCAGAGAAUCAUGAAUCUCUCUAUGUUAAAUUAUCCCAGAAAAAUGACAUCAGCUGGUAUAAAGUUAAAACCUCCAGUUAAUAUUUUAUUAGCUUUACGGAUACAGAGUUGAAACUUGGAAGGCUUCUUGAAAACCAUAACCUCCUGCUGAAAGGGAACAUUAAAAAACAAAUGUUUUCAGUCCAGAGCCAGAUUACCUCUUUUCCUUUAUGAAUAAGGUUUUCCAAUAAAAAAAGCUCAUUAAGAAAUUGAAAUUCAGCAUCUCCUACCCAAGCCUUCUGUUAUAAAAUAGAUGUUGUCUAAUUAGAUUAUUAGCUAGACCUAUGCUUUUGGGAGUAACUUUCAACCAAUGUAGAGCGUGACAAAUAAAUCAUAAGUGAA
Molecule: messenger RNA, 1693 nt
Organism: Rhineura floridana
Lineage: Eukaryota; Metazoa; Chordata; Lepidosauria; Squamata; Rhineuridae
Gene: CNMD
Product: chondromodulin
Exons: 7
Coding region: 190-1242 (350 amino acids)
Biological process (GO): negative regulation of endothelial cell proliferation; negative regulation of angiogenesis
Source: RefSeq, a predicted model, not a curated record